UUCAGUUCUAUUACACACUCACACACAUGCAGAUGCAAAUGUAAUUGCAAUUGCCGUCUAUAAUUCACGCACGCAUAGAGAACACUCGCGAAAGGAGUGCGAACACAGAACUCAUUUAAAAAAAAGAAGGGGCAAAAACAUCUAUAGAAAGAGUAAAAGUGAGAUUUGAGCAAAGAAUCAAUACAUAAUUAUGGCAGCAAUUAAUAUAAACAAAUUGUUAAGUAAACAAAAGAUAUAAGAAGAAACAGGUGCAAGUGUUGGUUGGUUGGUGUGUGGAGCAUCUAGGGGAUUUAGACAGAUAGACAAUAAAGCAGCGAGACGGCCGCGAACAGAGCGAAGCAAAGCAGAACUCACAACCAGCACGCAAAUUCAAUACAGGCAGUGAGCAGCAGCAGCAGCAGCAUUAUCAAUAAUUGGAAAAAGAAGGAGGCGUAUUACUACUAUUCUACUCGACGACACAAAAAGUAUUCUUGAUGUGAAAGAUGCAUAAAUUAUAACUUUUAAAUACGUCGAAUUUUUUUAUUAAUAAACAAAUCACGUCCGAUCGCGGAGUAAAUGUCAGCGAAAACUCUCGAAGGCCUUUGAUUAAAAACUAAAUAUUAAAAAUAUUAUGGAAUUUGUGAGACUACUUAAGGAUUAUACCAAGCUCAAUUACUCCAAAACGCAUCACAAUUGACUGAGCUGAGGCAAAUUUCAGUCUUUUUUUAGUAGUAGUUCUUUGUUUCUUUGCGCUCACUACGUUUUUAGGCCAUCUAAGUUCAAUUACCUUUUUCCCCCUUUUUGAGGAAGAGUGGAAAAAAACAAAAAACAUAUUUUCUGCCUUUGGAUUUUGCAUUUGGAUUUGGUGUCACGUAAAGCACGAACACAAAAGUGGAGCAUUUUUCAAUUUGCCCAAGAACGGCGACGGCGAUUACAACGACGGCUACAGCAUAAUGUGGAAGUGUCACAAAUGCGGCAAGCCCGUAUAUUUUGCGGAGCGCAAACAAUCAUUGGGCUAUGAUUGGCAUCCUGAAUGUUUGCGCUGUGAAGAAUGUGGCAAACGCUUAAAUCCCGGACAACAUGCUGAGCAUAAAGGUGUGCCUUAUUGUCAUGUGCCAUGCUAUGGUGCCCUGUUUGGGCCGCAACUUUUUGGCCAUGGUACUCGUGUGGAGUCACACAAAAGCUUUGGCAAUAAGUCAUUGCAAAGGCCGGGACAACAAAAUGGCCCAACAUUGCCUAGAGAUCACUUGGAAUCAAAAGUCAAGGUCUAUAACCAAUUUUAUGACAAUAAAAGCAUGGAAGUGCGUAGCAGGGAAGUUAACAACCGCCUGAUAUUGGAGGGAGCCUUGCGCGUCUACUGGGGAGUGCAAGGGGUUAUUCAUUUAAAAGAAGAUGAUGAUCAGCGAACAUUUGUGGUGCGCAAACGCAACUCUUGUCGUAUGUCCAAGGCAGAUCAUGACUCUUCUGACAAGGAAAACAACGAUGGCAGUGAGUCGUUAGAAGUUGGCACAACAACCAGUGACCAAGUGGAUGCCAUCUCCACCGACAUAUCACUCACCGAAAGUAUGUCAUUCGAUUCGUGUAGUUUAAAUGAAUUUCCCGAUUUACCAACAACCCCUGAAGAAGCAUCCGCCAAUACCACAGGCACACAAACGUUAAGCAAUGGCAUCGAUGGCACUGAGGAGGAUACAUCUUCAACAACAACAGCCACUCUGUGUGGCGAGGAACAAUGCUCUUCCCUUAAUUCGACUACAACGAAUACCACAACUGCGGGUACCAAUGGUGUUAGCUCAACGUUGCCUUCAAAAUUGGAUAAAUUGGUAAAAUUGGAAUGGGACGAAAUCGAUGAUCUAUUGCAAGUGGAACGACGUGUUAACGAAAAGGAUAGAAUCUAUGAAACUAUGCCUGUGCGUUUACCCUCAACAUCACCACAGAAUUCUUCAUCGUCCACACCCACAUCGGAUAGCUCGAAAACGGUGUCGCAUCAAAACAGUACGGAUACCACAAAUGUGGAAGAUUUGACAUCGUCGAAAAACUCUACCCCGUCCUCCUCCACCUCGCCUGCGUCAUCUCCGUCUUCCGCUACCACAUCCAAUAAUACCACUUCCUCGGAUAAUUUUCUAACGGCCACUGCCUCUAUGACCACCACCACCAGCACAACAGAUGCCACGACCACCAACAAUGCCACUACUUCUACCACCACAGUAGAUAAUUAUGAGACAUCGGAUGAUGCCACCUUGAAGCCCAUGGACUUUGAAGAUUUCAAACGCAGCGUCCAUCAGGACUAUGUGAAUGGUGCCAAUUCAUUUCAAGAACACAAUGAUGACACCCUUAAGCGUAAUCAGCCCAUAGACCCUUCCCGCAUACAUGAUUCCCUGAAGCUGUACAACACUUCAAGCGAUAAUCCCAUGAGUAAAAGUUUUAAUUGUGAGCAUGCCUUGCGCUCUAUAGAUGCCUCAUACAUAAACGAUACUCUGGCCCGGGCUAGUGCUGGUGGUUCGCCACAAAAGCGUUCUCCCUAUGUUUUGCAGAAAAGUGGUUCAGCGCAGGCGCACAGUGUUACAAAUGGUCGUUUCGAGAAGGGCAUUAAUCGCUCUAAAUCUGGACCGUCAUGCAUUGUGUACUCAUCCAGCGAUGAUGAUGAUGACUCCACUUUGAAGCCCCAGAGAAGGGCUGGAGGAGCUAUAGGUCCAGGUGAUCAUAUUUCUGCGACUGUGCGCAAAAGUGAUAUACCGCCGCGCUUCAUACAAAUCAAUAUGAAUUGUUAUCCCAAGGAGGGUGCCGCCAGUGAUUGUGACUCCAGUCAAAGGGCAUCACAGAACACAUCACAAAGCCAAAGUGGUGCCGCCGCAGGCGAUGAAUUGACGCAAACAGAUGAAAUGUUUACGGCUACCGUAGGUGAGACCUACACAAAGAGCAGGCAUCAGGACGAUGACGAGGAGCAUCCUUUACAUAUCACAGAGGAUGGUGUGGUGCUAAGAAGACCACCACGUACGGGAGCCGCUGCCAUAAAGAGGCGUAGUGGCAACAGAAGAUCACGUACAAAACUCAAGCGUCGCUGUUCCAUUAAUGGACAUUUUUAUAAUCGUGAAACUUCAUUUUUUACCCCUCCCUAUGGAUCGCAAAUGUCCGUUUGGGUAACAUCGCUGGUAACCACUCACGAGGUUAUCAAUUUACUCUUGGAGAAGUAUAAAGUGGACAGUGCCGCCGAGAAUUUUUCAUUGUUUAUAAUUCGUGAUAAUGGAGAACAAAAACGCCUCAAGGAGAAUGAGUAUCCAUUGAUUACACGCAUCACCUUGGGACCACAUGAGGAUGUAGCAAAGCUAUUUUUGGUUGAUGCCAAGAAAACCGAUGAAAUAAGCAAUGAAGUUGCUCAAUUUUUGAAUUUAUCAUUACCAGAAUGUCGUGCAAUUCUAGAGCGUUACGAUCAAGAAUUGGAUCGAGAAGUUACCAAAGUUAAAGAAAAAUAUGCUGAAUUACGUCGCCGUAUUACUGCUCGAAUGGAAUCUCUCAAAGUUCAUUUAUAAACUCCUUUCAUAUUUCUAUACAUCCGCUUGCACCUAAGCAGCCUUUUCUCUAUGCAAUUUAUUUCCAUUUUUCUAUACAGGGCAACAUAUGUUUUCAGUGUUGUAUGUGUUAAUUUUUCCAGUUUCUUUUUUCGUGUUUGUUUAGUUUAAUCGCAACAUUUUUCUUAAUGUACUCAAAAAAAAAAAAAAAACCUUAAGGAUAAUGGCCAAAAGUGCAUAUUAUUUGUAGAGCAGUAUUCUUAAUGUCAAAAACACAAAGUCCGCUUUCGAACAAUCCAACCAACAGUGUCAUGGUUUUUUUUUAUUAUUAUUAUUAUACACUUUUUCAACCUAAUAUAUUAAAUAUAUAAAAAAAAAUAUAAAGUUAAGAA
Molecule: messenger RNA, 3877 nt
Organism: Stomoxys calcitrans (stable fly)
Lineage: Eukaryota; Metazoa; Arthropoda; Insecta; Diptera; Muscidae
Gene: Rassf
Product: dentin sialophosphoprotein
Exons: 8
Coding region: 933-3506 (857 amino acids)
Biological process (GO): signal transduction
Source: RefSeq, a predicted model, not a curated record